Molecule: messenger RNA, 1453 nt
Organism: Gekko japonicus
Lineage: Eukaryota; Metazoa; Chordata; Lepidosauria; Squamata; Gekkonidae
Product: translational activator of cytochrome c oxidase 1
Exons: 6
Coding region: 57-890 (277 amino acids)
Cellular component (GO): mitochondrion
Source: RefSeq, a predicted model, not a curated record
GGGCGGGGCCAGGACCGGAAGGAUUCUGGGGGUCACUGUAAGAGCUAUUGGAGGCCAUGUCUGUAGGCGCCACCCUCAUGCGGGUGAACGUCCUCUUUCGCCGACACCUUUGGACAUUUCUGGACCCCCCCAGCCGCACCAUCCAUGCCUCUUGCGCUUUGUUUGCUGGACACAACAAGUGGUCCAAAGUCAAACACAUCAAGGGACCCAAGGAUAUGGCUCGGAGCCGCCUCUUUCAAAAGCUCAGUAUGAUGAUCCGACUGGCUGUAAAAGAAGGAGGUCCCAAUCCGGAGCUGAACACUAAUUUAGCCAAUAUUAUUGAACAGUGUCGCAGCAAGAGCAUGCCAAAAACCUCCAUCGAAGGAGCUAUUUCUAGUGGGGACAAAUCUAAAUCCACUUUCCAGUUCUUCGAAGCGCGCGGCCCCGGUGGCUCCUCCCUACUCAUUGAAAUACUGACGGACAACACAAAGAGGACCUCCCAGGAAAUUCGACGUAUUCUGAACAAAUACAGGGGACUCCUUGCUGAGGGAGUGCGGCAUAACUUUGAGAAGAAGGGCAUUAUCGUAGUGGGCACCAAGGACCAGGCUGGCAAUCCCAUCAGCUCGGAGCAGGCACUUGAGUUGGCUAUUGAAGCUGGCGCUGAAGAUGUCCAAGAAGAGGAAGAUGAGGAUGAGAAGAUGACGCUGAAGUUCAUCUGCUCUGUGCCUACCCUGAGGCAAGUCCGUGAAAAGCUGGACACACUGGGUCUCUGCUCGCAUUCGGUCAGCCUGGAGUUCAUCCCGACUGUUAUCGCCCAGCUGUCAGAUGAGGAGAUGGAUCAGGCAUCGCAGCUGCUAGAGGCACUUCGAGAUUGUGAGGACGUCGUAAGAGUCUAUGACAACAUUGCCUAAAAAUCACAGCCUUUCUCAAGAGUACCUCUCUGUGAGCUGCCAAGACCUUACAAACUGAGUGUUUUUGAGCCUUCACGGACAUCAGAUGAGGGGUGCCUCUUUACCUGUCAAGAUGGACAACUAGGGGCUACGGUUGUGGGCUGCCCUCACCAGUCCCAUUCCUCCCAUAAAGGCAGGCCCACCAAAGGUAACGGAUUGCAUCAAGGAAGUGUGAACGGUGGUGGAAUGUCAGGCGCAGGCCAGCAAUGGCUUGGGCUGAAGGUCCUGUUCUCUGCACUGCUUCUGCCAGGCAGUGCUGCCAGAGAGACCUACAACCAUCUCUGGCUGGGGAUUGCUGUGUUCCCUGCUGGAGCACAGCAGUUGCAGCCACCCCGGUAGCUUUUCAGUCUUGCUGUGAGCCUAGCGCUGGUCCAGGAAUGGCAAUGAAUUGUGGGUAUUCCUGAGUCAGAGAAUGGUGUCGUUGUUGAAUUGCUUCCUGUGUUACCUAAACCCAGAUGUUUCCUUCAGAUGUUACUUUGGGGUGUGAUGGACUGGUAAUCCUGCAAAAUAAAUGCUUUUGAUAA